UCUAGUAAAUGUGGAAUCACAAAUUGAAAUAAUGUGCAUCUGAAAAGUGAAUAAAUAGAUGCCAAGAAGGAGUGACUCAUAAGCACAUGAGUUGUAAGAGGCUGAACUUGAGAGACCAGAUCAGGCAAUGCCGCUUAAUACCAUCACAUGAUCCUCCCCGAGGCCCUGUAUUUAAUUAAAAUAGAGAGGGAGGCACCACAGAUGCCAGAAGAGCACUGUUGCUUUUGGUGGAUGGGCCCAGAGGAAUUCAGAGUUAAACCUUGAGUGCCUGCGUCCCUGAGAAUUCAGCAUGGAAUGUCUCUACUAUUUCCUGGGAUUUCUGCUCCUGGCUGCAAGAUUGCCACUUGAUGCUGCCAAACGAUUUCAUGAUGUGCUGGGCAAUGAAAGACCUUCUGCUUACAUGAGGGAGCACAACCAAUUAAAUGGCUGGUCUUCUGAUGAAAAUGACUGGAAUGAAAAACUCUACCCAGUGUGGAAGAGGGGAGACAUGAGGUGGAAAAACUCCUGGAAGGGAGGCCGUGUGCAGGCAGUCCUGACAAGUGACUCACCAGCCCUCGUGGGCUCAAAUAUAACAUUUGUGGUGAAUCUGGUAUUCCCUAGAUGCCAAAAGGAAGAUGCCAAUGGCAACAUAGUCUAUGAGAAGAACUGCAGAAAUGAGGCUGGUUUAUCUGCUGAUCCAUAUGUUUACAACUGGACAGCGUGGUCAGAGGACAGUGAUGGGGAAAAUGGCACCGGCCAAAGCCAUCAUAACGUCUUCCCCGAUGGGAAACCUUUUCCUCACCACCCCGGAUGGAGAAGAUGGAAUUUCAUCUACGUCUUCCACACACUUGGUCAGUAUUUCCAGAAAUUGGGACGAUGUUCAGUGAGAGUUUCUGUGAACACAGCCAAUGUGACACUUGGGCCUCAGCUCAUGGAAGUGACUGUCUAUAGAAGACAUGGACGGGCAUAUGUUCCCAUUGCACAAGUGAAAGAUAUGUACGUGGUAACAGAUCAGAUUCCUGUAUUUGUGACUAUGUCCCAGAAGAAUGAUCGAAAUUCAUCCGAUGAAACCUUCCUCAAAGAUCUCCCCAUUACGUUUGAUGUCCUGAUUCAUGAUCCUAGCCACUUCCUCAAUUAUUCUACCAUUAACUACAAGUGGAGCUUCGGGGAUAAUACUGGCCUGUUUGUUUCCAUCAAUCAUACUGUGAAUCACACAUAUGUGCUCAAUGGAACCUUCAGCCUUAACCUCACUGUGAAAGCUGCAGCACCAGGACCUUGUCCGCCGCCACCACCACCACCCAGACCUCCAAAACCCACCCCUUCUUUAGGACCUGCUAGUGACAACCCCCUGGAGCUGAGUGAGAUUCCUGAUGAAAACUGCCAGAUUAACAGAUAUGGUCACUUUCAGGCCACCAUCACAAUUGUAGAGGGAAUCUUAGAGGUUAACAUCAUCCAGACGACAGACGUCCUGAUGCUGGUGCCAGGGCCUGACAGGUCCCUAAUAGACUUUGUUGUGACCUGCCAAGGGAGCAUUCCCACGGAGGUCUGUACCAUCAUUUCCGACCCCACCUGCGAGAUCACCCAGAACGCAGUCUGCAGCCCUGUGGAUGUGGAUGAGAUGUGUCUGCUGACUGUGAGACGAGCCUUCAAUGGGUCUGGGACAUACUGCGUGAACCUCACCCUGGGGGAUGAUACAAGCCUGGCUCUCACGAGCACCCUGAUUUCUGUUCCUGAUAGAGACCCAGCCUCCUCUUUAAGGAUGGCAAAUACUGCCCUGAUCUCCGUUGGCUGCUUGGCCAUAUUUGUCACUGUGAUCUCCCUCUUGGUAUACAAAAAACACAAGAAAUACAAACCAAUAGAAAACAGUCCUGUGAAUGUGGUCAGAAGCAAAGGUCUGAGUGCCUUUCUCAACCGUGCAAAAGCCGUGUUCUUCCCGGGAAACCAGGAAAAGGAUCCGCUACUCAAAAACCAAGAAUUUAAAGGAGUUUCUUAAAUUUCGACCUUGUUUCUGAAGCUCACUUUUCAGUGCCAUUGAUGUGAGAUGUGCCAGAGUGGCUAUUAACCAUUUUUUCCUAAAGAUUAUUGUAAAAUAGAUAUUGUGGUUUGGGGAAGUUGAAUUUUUUUAUAGGUUAAAUGUCAUUUUAGAGUUGGGGAGAGGGAUUAUACUGCAGGCAGUUUCAGCCAUGUUGUGAAACUGAUAAAAGCAACUUAGCAAGGCUUCCUUUCAUUAUUUUUUGUUUCACUUAUAAAGUCUUAGGUAACUAGUAGGAUAGAAACACUGUGUCCCAAGAGUAAGGAGAGAAGCUACUAUCAAUUAGAGCCUAACCCAGGUUAACUGCAAGGAGAGGAGGGAUAAUUUCAGCUUUCCAUGUAACUAUAUGCAUAAAACCGAUGUAGUCCAGUUUCUAAGAUCAUGUUCCAAGUUAACUGAAUCCCAUUUCAAAACACACUUAGGAGCUCCUGAUGGAACAAUAACAGGCCCAAACCUCUGGUAUGAUGUGCACACUUGUUAGACUCAGAAAAAAUACUACUCUCAUAAAUGGGUGGGAGUAUUUUGGUGACAACUUGCUUUGCUCGGCUGAGUUAAGGAAUGAUAUUCAUUUAUUCAUUUAUUCCAUGGACGUUUAGUUAGUGCUUUUUAUAUACCAGGCAUGAUGCUGAGUGACACUCUUGUGUAUAUUUCCUAAUUUUUGUACAGUCGGUGCACAUAUUUGAAAUCAUAUAUUAUGACUUUCCAAAGGAUGAGGUCCCUGGUUUUUCAUGGCAACUUGAUCAGUAAGGAUUUCACCUCUGUAACUAAAACUAUCUACUAUCUGUUAGACAUGACAUUCUUUUUCUCUCCUUCCUGAAAAAUAAAGUGUGGGAAGAGACAAGA
Messenger RNA from Chlorocebus sabaeus (green monkey), 2854 nucleotides. RefSeq names its product glycoprotein nmb (gene GPNMB). Gene Ontology annotation, cellular component: plasma membrane. Lineage: Eukaryota; Metazoa; Chordata; Mammalia; Primates; Cercopithecidae. Gene Ontology annotation, molecular function: integrin binding. Gene Ontology annotation, biological process: cell adhesion. The record is from RefSeq and is a predicted model, not a curated record.